AUGGAGUCAGAAACAGACCUGACCCUAUCCUUGCCACGCAUUCUCUGCCUCCAUGGAGGCGGGACCAAUGGCUCCAUCUUUCAGGAACAAUCCCGAGGGCUUAUCCGGGCGCUCAGAUCUCGAUUUCGUCUUGUUUUCGCCGACGGCCCCUUUGUAUGUGACCCGCACCCGGACAUUAUCGAGACGUACGGUGGUUACGGACCUUUCCGCCGGUGGUUACGAUGGCAAUCUUCCGACAGGCAUGUCGAUUCAGAGACUGUGAUACGACUCAUUCGUCGUCAGAUCACAUCGGCGAUGGUCGCAGAUGACCUGCUCGGCGGCAUGGGGGAGUGGGUUGGUCUGUUGGGCUUCAGUCAAGGGGCCAAUAUCGCAGCAAGUCUCCUGUGGACCCAGCAGGCCAUGUCGACCAGGCCGGUUUCUGCGCCCACGAGAUGGCGUUUCGGUGUAAUUCUCGCGGGGCGACCACCGCUAGUGGCCCUGGAUGAUGGGAUUGCGCUGCCACCGGGAAUCAACCAUGCGGGCGCAGCAUCAUCAGAAUUUAGAGAUUGGCCGAACGAGUCAACACAGGGCCAUGUCCUCGAUAUACCGACACUGCAUGUUCAUGGAACGGCAGACCCUGGACUGGAACAACAUCGUCGUCUGCUGGACGUGUACUGCAACGCGAGCACCGCCUGUGUCGUAGAGUGGGACGGCGCUCAUCGUGUUCCACUCAAGAAAUCUGAUGUUAAUCGUAUCGUUCAUAAAAUGAUUGAGCUCACUAAAGAAGUCAACAUCAUCUGUUAA
Molecule: messenger RNA, 783 nt
Organism: Colletotrichum truncatum
Lineage: Eukaryota; Fungi; Ascomycota; Sordariomycetes; Glomerellales; Glomerellaceae
Product: citrinin biosynthesis oxidoreductase CtnB
Biological process (GO): secondary metabolite biosynthetic process
Cellular component (GO): nucleus; cytoplasm
Molecular function (GO): hydrolase activity
Source: RefSeq, a predicted model, not a curated record